AUGAGCACCAACGUCCGUUCCCUUUCCGCCUUCAUGGCGGCGGUCAUGCUGGCCCCCAUCGCAGCGGCGGAAUACUGCCCACUUGAGGUCCGCACCGCGACAGUCACCGCUUGCUUUACCAACAAAGGGGCUGCGGUCAAGCCCACCUGCGAUGUUGCCUGCCCGACCCCUGUUGCAAAGCCCAAGGAAGAUGGCCCCGUCAAGGUGUUCGUGCAGGCGCCCAAGUGUGACAGCUGCGGCUGUGACACAUGUGCCCACACAAACAUCUACACCACGACCUACGACGUCUUCUGCCCGACCGGUCUCUCCAAGCAAGAAUACGUCGUCACCGAGGUUUAUGCCGGCAUGUCUGCGAAGCCCAGCGUGACUGAGGCCCCUCAGGUCCCCUUCGGUUUCGCCGUCGGCGUGCAGACCUGCCACGAGUGCGGCGAGAAGCCCGUCAUUGCCACUCUCACCUACCCCGCCGAGGGCUGCCCUUACAUGAAGGGUAUGUCCGAGCCCAUGGGUGCACCCAAAGGUUCGCCGGCAUACGCCGUUUGUAUCGACAGCCCCGCUGGACCCGGACAGCCUAUUCUUCCCGGUCCCCCAGGCUCCCCUGGCGGAGGCCCCGGCGCCGGCCCCAACAAUAUCCCAGGUACUGCCCCGGGCGGCGCACCUCACCCUGACGUCGGCCCACAGCCUGGUGGUGGUCAGCCCGGAGCUCAGCCCGGUGCUCCCGGUGCCCCAGGUGCCCCAGGCGCCCCGCCUGCUGGAGGCGCUGCUCCGGCUGGAGGCGCUCCCCCUGCUGGAGGCGCCCCUCCUGCUGGAGGUGCCGCUCCUGCUGCUCCUGCCGCUCCUGCUGCUCCUGCUGGAGGUGCUGCCCCGGCGGGCGGAGCUGCCCCGGCUGGAGGUGCUGCCCCGGCUGGUGGAGCUGCCCCUGCUGGCGGCGCCGCCCCUGCUCCUGCGCCGCCGGCCAACGAGAACGACGUAUCACCGGCGCCGCCGCCGCAUGAUGGCGCAGCUCCUCCUCCUUCUGAGCCAACAGGCUCGUCAGGCAUGGUGCAGGUUGCCGCGGCACACCCCGCCUUCGUCCCAAUAACCAUGGGCAGUGUCCUGGGUUUCUUGCUUUCCUUCGUAGCGGCUCUAUGA
Messenger RNA from Diaporthe batatas, 1128 nucleotides. RefSeq lists its product as uncharacterized. The transcript is spliced from 2 exons. NCBI's taxonomy places the organism in Eukaryota, Fungi, Ascomycota, Sordariomycetes, Diaporthales, Diaporthaceae. The record is from RefSeq and is a predicted model, not a curated record. The coding region runs from base 1 to 1128 and encodes 375 amino acids.